Molecule: messenger RNA, 1100 nt
Organism: Camelina sativa (false flax)
Lineage: Eukaryota; Viridiplantae; Streptophyta; Magnoliopsida; Brassicales; Brassicaceae
Product: protein DEHYDRATION-INDUCED 19 homolog 7
Source: RefSeq, a predicted model, not a curated record
AUACAAACAAACUCCGAACCAGUAGUUCUGGUCACAGCUCUUGUUUCCACUCUCUCUCUCUCUCUCUCUCUCUCUCUCUUCUCUCUUCUCUCUUCUCUCUCUUCUCUCUCUUCUCUUUACAUCGUUCUACUUCUAGGGUUUGGUUAAUUUAUUAGAUUCAGUUUCUUCUUAAUCAAAAUAACAUAUCCUGUAAAUUCUCUGUUCAUGUGUUUGUAAUCUUUAACAACUAAGAAGAAAUGGAUUCGAAUUCGUGGAUCAGCUGUCCUUCUGUGUUUUCAUCAUCGUCUUCUUCACGGCGUUACCAAUCUCGUUCAGAUUUGUGUUUGGGAGAUGUGGAAGGAGAAGACGAUUCGAAAGCAGAGUUUAUGUGUCCGUUUUGUGCAGAUGAGUUUGAUAUUGUUGGGCUUUGUUGUCAUAUUGAUGUGAAUCAUCCUGUCGAGGCUAAGAAUGGGGUAUGUCCUGUCUGCACAAAGAGGGUGGGAUUGGACAUCGUUGGCCAUAUUACAACGCAGCAUGGGAACAUAUUUAAGGUGCAGCGAAGGAGAAGGUUGCGUAAAGGUGGAUAUAGCUCUGCCUAUCUUACGCUUAAAAACGAGCUUCGUGAAGCUAACUUACAGUCUCUUGGAGGGUCUUCUACUUUCACUCCUUCGUCCAAUAUAGAUUCUGAUCCUCUGCUCUCAUCCUUUAUGUUCAAACCCCCUUCGGCUAUACCCAUCUCUGAAGUAGACUCCGUAGCAGAAGUUUCACCUAGGGACACCCCUAAAAGCAACACAAGACAAGUAUCACUUUCAAACGAAGAUCAAGAGAAAGCGAAAAAGAGUGGGUUUGUGCGGGGAUUACUUUGGUCAACCAUGCUUGAAGACAAGUUCUAAUCCCUCUCCAUAUCUUAUAUUGUAAUGGUGUAACAAGAAAUCAUACAUUAGUCUCAAUGUAUGUAGCAAGGCCUUAUAGCAUAAGGGCAUGGAGAGUAUAUGUUGUAAUCAAAUGUUCUUGAGGUAUCUUUUAUGUCAGGGACUCAGAAAUAUGCCAAUGCUAAAACUUUUUCAGUAUAAAAACCUGGUACGAGAUUGAUAUAUAAGCCAAAGCUGUGUUUCAGUUCA